AUGUGGCAAAACGAGUCGUUGGGUUUCGACGGGAAUGUCACCGCAGCUUUCACGGCGGCAGUCAGUCCCACGGAGCCGGCGACGCCGGAGCUCGGCGCCAGGGAGAUCGUCGUGCCGGUGGUGUACUCGGUGAUCUGCCUGGUGGGCAUCAUCGGGAACGGCCUGGUCAUCUACCUGGUCUGGCGCCACAAGGAGAUGCGGACGGUCACCAACUUCUACAUCGUGAACCUCGCCGUGGCGGACCUGGCUUUUCUCAUCUGCUGUGUCCCGUUCUCCGCCGCCAAGAUCGUCACCCACUCCUGGGAGUUUGGAGAGUUCCUCUGCAAGUUCGUCUUCUACUUCAUGCAGGUGACGGCGCAGGCCACGUGUAUGACUCUGGCGGUGCUGAGUCUGGACCGGUUCUGGGCUAUCGUCAAACCCUUUCAGACCCCCUGGUUCCGGACACCCGUGGGCGUGGCCAUCACAACUGCCAUCAUCUGGGCAGGUUCGUUCCUGCUGUCCCUGCCCAUCGCCUUCUUCAUGCAGGUCCUGGAGAGAGACUGGUACGGCAGGAAGCUCUUCUGUAUGGAGGAGUUUCCCUCCGAGGACGAGUUCCGCGCCUACAUCAUCUACACCGUCCUCAUCAGCUACGUCAUCCCCCUGACGACCAGCGUGGUCAGCCACUGCCUCAUCCUGCGUUACCUGGCAACCAUGGCCGUCACCACGUCAGUGGCGCAGCAACACGUCAUGGCCAGGAAGAAACGGGUGACCCGCAUGGUGGCUACGGUGGUGACCCUGUUCGCGUUGUGCUGGGCGCCGAACCACGCCGCCAACCUGUGGUUCGCCUUCAAGCGGGAAGGUCUGUCCGGGGGUUUCGGCACCGUCACCGUGUGGCUGAAGAUCUCCGCCCUCUGCCUCAGCUACGCCAACUCCUGCGUCAACCCCUUCGUCUACGGCAUCAUGGGAGACAGCUUCCGCAAGGCCUUCGCAAAGUCCUUCGGGAAGGAGGACUCCCAGACCGCGAUGUCCGCCAUGACACCCCGGACCCUGAAGACCACGAAGGCGGAUGAGAUCGCGAUGGUAAAGUUAGGGGGUGGGGAGACUGCAGCUGGGGAGGAUAAAAUCACUGUGUUGAAUGUGGAGCAGAAUGAGGAUGUAGAGAAACAAGAAGAUUUGUUGUAA
Messenger RNA from Branchiostoma belcheri (Belcher's lancelet), 1161 nucleotides. Its product is annotated as G-protein coupled receptor 54-like. Gene Ontology annotation, molecular function: G protein-coupled receptor activity. Bases 1 to 1161 code for a protein of 386 amino acids. The record is from RefSeq and is a predicted model, not a curated record. The transcript has 4 exons. NCBI's taxonomy places the organism in Eukaryota, Metazoa, Chordata, Leptocardii, Amphioxiformes, Branchiostomatidae. Gene Ontology annotation, cellular component: membrane. Gene Ontology annotation, biological process: G protein-coupled receptor signaling pathway.